Perkinsus marinus ATCC 50983 is the source of this 1344-nucleotide messenger RNA. RefSeq lists its product as hypothetical. Gene Ontology annotation, molecular function: nucleic acid binding; zinc ion binding. The record is from RefSeq and is a predicted model, not a curated record. Bases 1 to 1197 code for a protein of 398 amino acids. The transcript has a single exon. Lineage: Eukaryota; Perkinsozoa; Perkinsida; Perkinsidae.
AUGGCUGGUGACAACGUUAACAACAAUUCCGAUACUGAUCAUGAUGGUACUAUUCCCCGUGACGAGGUGGAUCCUCCUGUGGUGAACAUUAAUGCACCUUCGGCUACUUCGAGUACUAAUAAUGAUGCUAUGAUCAACGUGGCUAGUACAGGUCCAUCGGCACAGACCGGUGCGACGACAUCAACAUCAACGACUAAUAACUUUAGCGCCAUGCCUAACAUCCAGACGACUUCUUCAACAAGCUCUCCGGUUGUAGUAUCUACGGCUUCUAGUGAGUCUAUUCUUCCUGCUAGGACGAAGCGACUCUUUGUGCCCGUUCCUGAGAAGUUUGCUAAUAAGCCAACGGACAAUAUACGUGACUGGUUUGAAGCUUAUGAGCUCUAUACCUACGGUAAUCUCUAUGAUGAUCGUGCUCGUGCCCGUUUUCUGGGUGCAUUCCUUACUGGUGACUCUGCUAAUGUUUGGAAGACUCAGUGCUCUAAGGUUAAUUACGAAGCUGACAAGGCAAUUCUCAUUAAGACUUUUGAGAAGUGUCGAUUGCCUGAUGAAGCUUGGAGUCGGUUUGAUAACUACCAGUGGGAUCGCAUCCAACCAUUGUCGGUUUAUGCAGCUGCCCUGUCACGAUACUUGAACGAGUACAACGACUUGCUGAAGCCUGAUUGUCGACUUUCACUACCUGCCAGAGAGACUCUUUUGGUUGAGAAGUUAUCUAAGUUGGCUACAGGCGCGGCGAAGGCUGAGAUUCGUCGGGCCCGUCCUCGGAGUGCUGCCGAUGUUUGUGACCUUUUGGGUGCCUACGUUGACAACAGUGAUCAGACUGGUAUUAAUGCUGUCCGUUCUAUAGAACCUAAGUUAGAUGCCAGCAUUGAGAUGUUAUCCAAGCUACUUGGUGCCUUUGAGGGUGCCCAGUCGCGACAAGUUGAGCAGUUUGAUCGACUUUGCGCCGUUUUGGGUAAUCCACAGCCAAAAGGCCAACCUAAUGGACAAGCAGUACAAAAUGGUCAACAACGACGACGAGGUGUUCGUAGAUGUGGUAUUUGUUCUGGCCCUCAUCUAACUCUGGAGUGCUUCCACAAGAAGUUUACUGUUGGUUGUGCUAUUUGUGGGAACACUGAGCACUUCGCCCGUAAUUGCCCGUUGCGUACUACCUUCUUGGCUGGUCUUCAAGGUAAUCCGCCUUCCCCGCCGGGAAACUAAUUCGACGACCGGAUUGCGGCUCCCGGUCGUCGGCACCGAUAUCUUUCUGUACUUUUGGCGAGUCUAAUGGUCCUUUUAUUUUUGCCCGUGUGAAUGCUGGAGAUGCCUGUUCUCCCGUUAUCAGGGCUCUGAUUGACUCUGGUGCUC